This is a messenger RNA of Linum trigynum, 2427 nucleotides long. The record is from the annotation of a GenBank genome assembly. NCBI's taxonomy places the organism in Eukaryota, Viridiplantae, Streptophyta, Magnoliopsida, Malpighiales, Linaceae.
GUAAAGUUAGUGGCGAAUAAGAAAGAAAAGUAAUUCGGGUGGCAAACGUGAAAGAUUUGUAUAAUUUGAGUGACCAAACGUGUAAUUUAGCCAUCUGAAAAAUAAUGAAAGCAGACAAGAAGAAACAAAAACGCGUUCAGUUACUACUAAUAGAACUAAAAACCAGAAAAGAGAGGAGGCGACGAUGGGGAGAAAGGAUUCGCAGUCGGCGGUGGGGAAUCUAGAGGAGGUGGCGGGAGGAAAGGGAGGCGACGGGAAUCGAGGGGAGGAGGCGACAGGGGAAAAGGCAGGCGGCGGGGGGAAAGGAUUCGAAGUCGGAAGCGGGGGAAAGGGAGGCGACGGGAAUCGAGAGGAGGAGGCGGCAGGGGUUGCGAGGUCGGGCGACAGGGUAAAGGGAGGCGGCGGGUCAAAGGGACGAAAUCGACGGCAAGGGGGGAGAUGGACGAUAUCGGCGGCCUAGGUCUCGAGAGGAAGAAGUUGAGAGAGGGAGGGAGCUGUUGGGCGGCGGGUGUGGGAGAAGAUGAGGGUAGGGUUGGCCGACUAGGGUUUGGAGGUGGGUUUGUGGGUUAAAAAAAAAAGAGAGAAAAUUUUUGCUUUAGGUGAGAUUCGAAUUGAGGGUUGUUUUAAUGAAAACAAACGGGAAUCCCGUGUAAAACAUGUAGAAGAAUCAAAUCCAAAUCAAUAAAUUGUUGUUUCUCAAAUUUGGGCCCUGUUGUGCAAAUAUGAUUCACAACAAAAUAGAAACCCAACUAAACAUGUUUUUUUUUCUUGGUUUCUCCCAUCUUGAAAAACACAACAAAAAACAAAAACAGGCAACAAUACUAAACGGAGCCUUAGCUCAGGUUUCUUUUGCUAAGCACAUUGACUAUCCUAUAAUGCAAAAAUGAUGCAAGUUGCACAUAUGGUGGAUUGGAUAUACUUGCAAAAAGCUUCAAGAGAAUGAGACCAAACCAGCUCCACUGGACUAAUUAAGUAAACUAUGCAUUAUUGUUUAUGAUCUAAUUAUUAGUUGAUAAUGCCAAUCUCCAAUUAAGUAGGGCAUGGGGGAUCAAGGAACAGCCACCAAAAUUAACUUAUUCGAUGGAUGCAGUGAAGUUGACAAACAACAAAAGUCUGUCCUAAAAUAAAAUUUUAAUUAUUGAAUGGACUCAAAUUGAUCAUAGAACUGGUUUGACCUGGUAGUUACACACACAUUAUCGUCAUCCAACUUAAACUGAAAGGGCACCAGCUUGGAGUUCAGCUUUUCCCUGUAUACUACUCUAUUAAUAUAAUUAACCAUCUUUUUUUAAUUAAUUAAUAUUUUGUUUCCCAUUACCUUUGAUGAAAUAGAAGUAUAGAAAUGUGCUGUGCAGAGCCAAAGAGCACGACAAAGAUCCAUAUGCCGACACCUUCUUUCUUUUCUCCCAACUUCAAAAAAGUUGACAAUGAUUUGUGUUCGAAGGAACAUGGAUUGGAGGGAGCUGGCUUCGUCUUGGAUUUAAGCAGUGAUUAGUGAUUAAUUUUUUUGUGAUUGACUUAAUUAAUGUAAAAAUGAGACGUCCAUUUGGCAUUUUGCUUAUGGCAAUGGAUCACUCAGUAAGUAGUAAUUAUGCAUUCUUUUUUUCUUCCUUAGCAUAAUUGCGUCUCCAGAACUAGAAGCUAUGGCGGGAGAGCCGGAGAAGGACUAACGUGUCUUCAUUAAUUGUAUACGGCGGGAUUUGUUUUCAUUUUCUUUCGAGAAAAUAUUUUUUAACCUACAAACAACGUUAGGCAAUUCACACACAAAAAAAAAGUUUCAAUCUGUUAGGAAAUUGGAUCAAUUUACAUCAAAUAGUUAAUUAACCAAGGUUCGUCAUCAACAUCGAGAUCUCACCAAAGUUCGUCCAUCGAACUGCGUAUAUCAAGCGAAACUCAUUUUCUUCUUUUGAAUGGUUACGGCAAGAUCAAGAUAUUUUAUAUUUCUUUGACAUUCUCGUCGUGGGUUUAACCUGACAUAAGAGUGCUAGAAUUUUGUUGUUCCUUCUUCUUUCUUUUACUUUUGUGAAUUUUGUUGGACCAGUAUGGUCCACUAUAGUUUAAUUUGCAAAGUCAAAUUAUUGCUAUAUUAUUGAGAGAGCGGCGCCAUCAAGCUACAGACAUCUGCCUGAAAUUUGUAAAUCCCGUUGACUAAUGUCCGCUAAGACCAACUUACAAGAAACCAAUGAUCUCUUUUUUUAACCACUUGCUUCAAAACCGACGAUAUAUAUGAUCCUGCUAAAAAUAAAAUGGAUGAUAUUUACCUACAACCGGGUUUGCAGGUUAUGCCUACAACCUCCCCACAUGGCAGCAUUCUAAUGGUUGAUUGCCUUUUAUUCUAUCUUUCUUAAUUUUGAAUUAAAAUGGUUCAUAGAAGUGGUUGCCGGCAAAUUGUAUAAUUAUUCCAUAACUCAUUAAAUCAUGUAACUAAGU